This is a messenger RNA of Aspergillus udagawae, 11892 nucleotides long. Its product is annotated as putative Hybrid PKS-NRPS biosynthetic cluster. The record is from RefSeq and is a predicted model, not a curated record. Gene Ontology annotation, biological process: secondary metabolite biosynthetic process; fatty acid biosynthetic process. NCBI's taxonomy places the organism in Eukaryota, Fungi, Ascomycota, Eurotiomycetes, Eurotiales, Aspergillaceae. Gene Ontology annotation, molecular function: fatty acid synthase activity; phosphopantetheine binding; 3-oxoacyl-[acyl-carrier-protein] synthase activity. The transcript has 3 exons. Bases 1 to 11892 code for a protein of 3963 amino acids.
AUGUCUAAUGAGCCUAUCGCAAUCAUUGGCAGUGGCUGCCGAUUCCCCGGGCAGGCAGAUUCACCCGCCAAGCUCUGGGAACUACUAUCAAAGCCCCGCGACGUCCUGCGCGAGAUCCCAGCUGAUCGCUACAACGCAGCUGGUUUCUAUCAUCCAGACGGAUUGCACCAUGGCUCCAGCAACGUUCGACAUGCGUAUACAUUGACGGAGGAUGUACGGACCUUUGACGCCAGUUUCUUCCAGAUUAGCGCCAAUGAAGCGGCGGCUAUCGAUCCCCAACAGAGGCUCCUACUUGAGGUUGUUUACGAAGCUCUAGAAUCCGGGGGCCUGCCCGUAGAGAACCUCAGGGGAUCGAACACCGCUAUCAUUGUGGGCCAGAUGUGCGCAGACUACAAUGACAUUCUUACUCGCGAUAUGGAUACGCUUCCGACUUAUUUUGCCACUGGAACCUCCCGAGCAAUAUUGGCGAAUCGAGUCUCUUAUGCAUUUGACUGGCAUGGCCCUUCCUGGACAAUCGACACCGCAUGUUCAUCCAGUUUGGUCGCCGUUCACCAGGCAAUCCAGGCUCUCCGGGCAGGCGAGUCACGUGUUGCCGUUGCUGCUGGUUCUAAUCUUCUCCUCGGACCUGAGCCGUACAUUGCUGAAAGCAAGCUGAAAAUGCUCUCACCCGACGGUCGAUCUCGCAUGUGGGAUGAUCGUGCGAAUGGUUACGCCCGUGGUGAUGGUGUCGCUGCGAUCGUUAUGAAGAAGCUUUCAACGGCAUUGGAGGAUGGUGACAGUAUUGAAUGUGUGAUCAGGGCCACGGGCGUCAACCAGGAUGGGCGUACGAAAGGUAUCACCAUGCCCAGCAGUGACGCUCAAGCCGAAUUGAUACGCAAGACAUACAAAGCCGGUGGCUUGGAUCUCCUCAAAGACCGGCCGCAAUUCUUCGAAGCUCAUGGCACGGGCACCAAGGCAGGAGACCCGCAAGAGGCGAGGGCUAUCUUUAAUGCCUUCUUUGGACCGGAAGCAGACGAAGACAAUCAUGCCAACCUGAUGGUUGGCUCCAUCAAGACGAUCAUCGGACACACGGAGGGUACUGCCGGUUUGGCAGGUCUCUUCAAAGCUUCCUUGGCACUUCAAAAUGCUCAGAUCCCUCCCAACAUGCAUUUCCGCAGCUUGAACCCCGAGAUUGAGCCGUAUUGGACGCGUCUGCGUAUUCCGACUGAGCUGCAGCCGUGGCCAGCCCACUCAGGCUCAGUUCGUCGAGCCAGCGUGAACAGUUUUGGGUUCGGUGGAACGAACGCCCACGCCGUCUUGGAGAGCUAUUCAAACCUUGACCAGGAGCGCCCGAGACGCAGUGACUCUAUUAUCAUGCCCUUUGUCUUCUCGGCACAGUCCGAAUCGGCUCUGGCCGACUUGAUGGAAAGGGUUGCCACUCAUCUUCGACAGCACCCCGAUACCGAUCUUGCGGAUCUCGCGUGGACACUGUACAUGCGUCGGAGCUUGUGGCCAACCCGAGCUGCCUGUUCUGGAACCAAUGCCUCAGAUCUAGCUAAUAGCCUCCUUGUCAACGCGGAUAAGAUUCGGACGGGCAGUCAGUCUCCAGUCGUGAAGCCUGUCAGUAUCGGCCAGGCACAGCCACGCGUUCUAGGCAUCUUUACCGGACAAGGAGCCCAGUGGCCCGCGAUGGGACGCGAACUUAUCAGAAGCUCCCCUUGGCUAGAGCGUCGCGUGGACGGGUUAGAAAAAGCUUUAUCUCGUCUACCUGAGGAGGAUCGUCCGACGUGGUCGCUUAAAGAGGAAAUGCUAUCUCCUGCCGCCAAAGUUGGAGAAGCACGUCUAUCCCAGCCGUUGUGUACCGCAGUCCAGAUCCUUCUUGUGGACUGCUUGAAAGCGGCAGGGAUUGAGUUCUCCGCGGUUGUCGGUCACUCAUCUGGCGAGAUCGGAGCAGCAUAUGCCGCCGAGUGUAUCUCGGGCGAGGCGGCCAUGUGGAUCGCGUACUAUCGCGGAUUGCACACAGCGCAGGCAGGCGGCCAACAGGGAGAGCCGGGAGGUAUGCUUGCAGCCGGGACAUCUAUGGAAGACGCCCAAGAGCUGUGCGAGUUGCCUACCUUUGCCGGCAGAUUGACGGUCGCUGCUAGCAACUCCGCGGCGAGCGUGACAUUGUCGGGCGAUAAGGAUGCUGUCAACCACGCAUACCUUGUCUUCCAGGAUGAGAAGAAGUUCGCGCGCCCAUUAAUUGUCGACAAGGCCUAUCACUCUCAUCAUAUGCGCCCUUGUGCACGCCCGUAUGGGAGUUCCUUGGAGGCCUUACGCAUCCAGGUGAAAGAGCCUCGCUGCUCGUGGUACUCGAGUGUGUAUGAUGGGAAUCUAAUCACGAGCGCUGAAGGCCUCGAGGGACAAUAUUGGGUCGAGAAUAUGUGCCGUCCAGUGUUAUUCUCACAGGCAGUCACCACGGCAAUCCAGCAGUCUGAUGGUUCUUAUGAUCUGGUUCUCGAGCUGGGCCCGCAUCCAGCGCUGAAGGGACCUGCAACUGCGACUAUCCAGGACGCGCUCAAACGGGAGCUUCCCUAUACAGGGUUGCUACAGCGCAAUUCCCAUGACACAAAAGCGUUUGCCGAUGCUAUGAGUUUCAUUUGGGCUCGGUUUGGACGUGAUGCACUGAAGCUUCCCACACUGCAAGCGGCCUUUUCAGAUACCGAUGAAAGAUACUUGUUGGUACGAAAUUUGCCGUCCUACCCCUGGGAUCAUAGUCGGCCUUUCUGGCAUGAAUCCCGUGUUAUACAUGAUGAACUGUUUCGCGACUCUUUCCCACACCCCCUGCUGGGAAAUCCUCAAACAAGCAACCCGGAUCAUGUUCAAUGGCGGAAUAUCCUAUCCCUUAAGGAGAUUCCUUGGCUGCGGGGACAUUCCCUGCAGGGACAAACUAUUUUCCCGGCUUCAGGGUACAUUUCGAUGGCAAUUGAAGCAAGUAAGUCAGUCGUGGGCCCCGAACAUAGCAUAUCCCUGAUAGAGGUCCUUGACCUCAUCAUCGAUCGGCCGAUCACAUUCGAUGAGGACGAUGCUGGAGCGGAUGUUGUCGUGACACUUGUAAACAUCGCGCGUGGAUCGCAAGAAGGCUCUGAUGGACUCUUGACUGCCACGUUCAACUGUCACACUACUGCUGGCCGGGGAUCCAAGUCUCUCGUCAUGGCAGCACAUGGUCGCGUCUGUGUCACAUUGGGCACUCCUCACGAAGACUCCCUCCCUUGUGCACGCCAAGUGUUUGAGGAUGUUAUUCAGGUCGAUGGGGAAAGGUUCUAUGACGGGUUGAAAGAGCUCGGUUAUGAUUACAUGGGGCCCUUCAAAGCACUAGAUAACUUGGCACGAUACCUCAAUCUCAGCACCGGUGUUGUUUAUCAGCCUGCAUCUGAUGCUGAAAGACUUACCGGCGUGCUUGUUCACCCUGCUAUGUUGGACGCCUCUUUCCAGUCAGUGUUUCUAGCCUACAGCUGGCCGGGGGAUGGCCGUCUUUCGUCGCUUCACGUCCCGACAAGCAUCAAACGGGUGCAGGUAAAUCCGGCAUUGUGUGCGACCUCCGAGAAGAAGUUUCAUUUCCACACCGAGUCCGAGGAAGGCUUGAAGGCCUCUAUAAAUGGAGACAUCACGUUGUCGCGCACAGCUAAUGAACCUGCCGCUAUUCGAGUCGAGCAGAUCACUGUCGUUCCAGUCGUACCACCUACGGCUGCGGACGACAGGGCACUCUUCGCGAGUGAAAUCUGGGAGAAUGCUGAUCUUAAUGAUCCAGACCUGGCCUCUUCGCCGCCCUCUGUUGAGGACGAGAAGAAGGGGAGGGAAAUCAUUGCAGCCGCGAACAAGCAUCUGUUCGACAUCGCUAGCCUCGAUGAAUAUGCUGCUGGUGUCGCCAGAAUCAAGGGCCAUCUUCUUGCACUUGCUGAGUCACAGGAGGAUGGCUCUACCACGGCUGAGGGAGGACACUCCGCUGCUGCUGAACAACCCGAUUGGUCCGACCCAGGGAAUAUCGAUCUAACUAUCUUGACUGACACCGUAAACUUCCUGUCCCAGGGCGACCAGGAACCUACAGCUAGCCAUGUGCAGAAACUCUGGGAAACCGAUCUUCUUUCCCAAUACUUUCAGCAAGGCUUGGGGGUGGCUAGCUCCAACAAUCAGCUGGGCCGGUUGCUUCGUCGUCUGUCGCAUCGGUAUCCAGCAAUGGAUAUUGUUGAGCUCAACGCGAGCAACCUGAGCUUGACCUCAUCAAUCUUGCAAGACAUCAACCCGGGGUUUUCAUCUUAUACCCUCGCCUCGCCAAAGUCUCGCAUGGAAGUUUUCAAGGAGCUCAUGCCCUUGAAGGCACGAAUGAGCAUCUCAGCGAUAGACUUCAAACGGGAAGUCGAGGAGCAAGGUUUCGCAGCCAACCAGUCCGACCUGAUUAUAGCCACUUUGGUACUGAGUGAUUCCCCCGUUGAUGAUAUUCUCAAGGCCUCUAGGCGCCUGGUCCGCCCAGGAGGCUAUCUUUUCCUUCAGACCGUGGGAGAAGUGGCCCGCUUUGAUCUCUACAGUGACAUUGCCAAAACGAUGCCGCUGACAGUUCCAGAAUGGCAUCGUCAGCUUCAACAACACGGGUUCGCUGGCAUAGACGCGCUUUACCCUUCGUCUGCAGGUCAGCCUUUGAGCAUCAUUGUCAGUCAGGCGACGAACGAGCGAGUCGAGCUCUUGCGCCAACCGCUGCUCAGCACCUCAUCCGACUUGGACCUCUCGGAAGUCGUUCUAGUGGGAGGUACGAGCAUGUCCACGCUCAGGCUGAUCGAGGAUCUGUCGGUCCAUUUAUCUCCCAAAUGCUCCCGAAUUACGAGACGCGACUCUUUGAAUGACUUGGCCGAUAACCCAAUUAACGCCCUCAGCACAAUCAUCUGCCUCAGUGAUUUGGAUAGUCCCGCCUUCAAGAAUCUGCGAGAAGAUAUAUGGAACGCAUUGAAGACGCUUUUCGACCGGUCGCAGAACAUCCUUUGGCUACUCCGAGGGGCGCGUAGCAGCGAGCCAUACUGUAACGCUACUGUUGGCUUUGGACGGACUGCGAGGCUCGAAAUGCCGCAUGUGAAUCUCCAAUUCUUGGAUAUCGGGAAUGACAUCGAGGCAGCAGACGCGCGAGUUAUCGCAGAGCAUGCUUUGCGUCUCUGUCUCUUUGGUAUUGAGGGACAAGAUUCGGCCAGUGUUUCGUCUGUGCUCUGGUCGAACGAGCCUGAGCUCCUGAUCAAGAAGGGCAAGAUAUACAUUCCUCGGGUUAUUCCACACAAAGUUCAGAACGAUCGGUACAAUGCGUCAAGACGACUAGUCACCCAGUCUGUCAAUCCUUCGGAGACUCUAAUCUGCCUGCAGAGAGCCGCGUCGGGCGAAACUACUAUUCACCUCGACCACGCGCUUCAGUUGUCGCCAGCGGAUAAUACGGUGCUGGUCAGCGUGAUUUAUUCAACCGCGCAACCGCUCACUCUAGCGUCUGGCAAGGCUCGGUACCUUGUCUUUGGACGCUGCAAGGCGUCGGACAGGACGCUCUUCGCAAUGGCUCCCAGACUAGCCAGUCAGGUCGGUGUGGAGAAAGGGCUGUGCGUUUUCCAUGGAGAUAAGAACCGGGAGGUCACCCCCGCUGACCUCGUUCUAACUGAGUAUUUGACAACCCACGUGCUCAUCCAAAGCUGCUUGCGGAACGCUGUUCCCAAGAGCAGCGUCGUUGCUUUCGAUGUCGAUCCCAGUUCCCGAACCGUUCUCUCCAGCCUUGCUCGGGCUCGGGGAUACAACAUAGCCUGGGCCACGCACGCGAAGAGCAGUUAUCCAGACGACGUCGUUCUUCAUCGCAGAGCCAGUGAUCGAGAGUUGAGGGCAUCAAUCCCCAUUCGACCAUCAAUCGUUCUCGAUUUCUCACAAUCGCCCCAACAUGACUCUGCAGCCCGUCGUCUCUCGGCCAUGUAUGAUUGCAGGCUGAUUGAGAUGCAACGUGUGCGAGGCGCAGGAGCCUGUACUCUUCCCGACAACAACGGCGUGGAAGCACUCCAGCAAGCGUACGAGCAGUUCCGCGUCGACGAGGCUGGCGAUUCUACUCCAUCUUCUGGGCAUCUUGUUAAUCUCGCGGAGCUGCCGCAGACCCUCGAUUCUCCUUAUGCCCUUAUCGACUGGCAGGCACAAUCGGUCGUGGCCCAGCUGGACUCCGCUGAAGCACAGCCUUUAUUCCAUGCCGAUCGGACUUAUUUGCUCGUAGGGCUUACCGGUGGGUUGGGACUGUCGCUUUGUGAGUGGAUGGUCCGACUGGGAGCUCGACACCUAGUCAUCACCAGUCGGAGUCCCAAGGUAGAUGAGAGGUGGAUACAAUCCCUCCAUCGGGAGGGAGCAGAGGUCACUGUAAUUGCCAGUGACAUCACGGACCGCAAAUCGGUACAGACCCUAUACGAGCAACUGAAGAAGACAGCCCCGCCCAUCGCCGGCGUAGUCAAUGGAGCCAUGGUACUUCGGGACUCCUCCAUCUACGACAUGGAUGUCGAGAAGAUGCUUACAGUGCUGCGCCCCAAGAUCGACGGCAGCCGAUACCUCGAUUCCAUCUUCACAGCACGUCACCCUCUCGACUUCUUCAUCAUGCUAUCCUCUCUAACGGGUGCCUGCGGCAACAGCGGACAAGCCAACUACACAGCGGCCAACAUGUUCAUGGCAGGGCUUGCGGCGCAACGCAAAGAGCGGGGACUGGUGGGCUCGGUAAUCGAUAUUGGGGCCAUGAUGGGCGUGGGCGUACUGGUGCGCGACCGUAGCUACGCCCUGCAGGUCCAACUUCGCGACUACGGCUAUCUCUGGAUGUCCGAGUACGACUUCCACCAGAGCUUCGCCGAGGCCAUUCUGGCCGGCCGGCCGGACAACGCGCUGGAGAACCCGCAGGUGUUGGCGGGCAUCCGGCUUUGUCGCCGUGAUCAGUUGAAAACCGUGCAGUGGGCGCAGAAUCCUCGCUUCUCCCACUGUAUUCUGCCGACUGAGUCGGUCCCAUCUUCCGCCCAGGGACAGGCGCAGUCAAUGGUUGCUCUUACGACGCGUGUGGCGGAGGCGGCUGACGAGGCUGAGAUUCGGCAGAUUGUGGAGGAUGCCUUUUUGCAUAAACUUGUAAUGGCUCUGUCUUUGCCGGAACUUGAGGAUGCGCCGGCCCGUGCCAGAUUGCUUGGUCAAGGUGUGGAUGAGCUCGGGGUUGACUCCCUUGUGGCGGUAGACAUUCGGUCGUGGUGGCUGCGUGAGCUACGGGUGGAUAUGCCUGUGCUGAAGAUUAUGGGAGGGACUGCAAUCACCGAUUUGAUCGCCUACGCGGUCAAGCAGCUCCAGCCUGCAACCGUGGAGGGGAGCACUAAUGAGCGGCUCGACAAAGCCUCGGAGCAGGUUGACGAAGCUUCGAAGCAUGUUGAGGAAACUUCCAAGCAGAUCGAAGAGGAGACUGCAUCUAUUCACUCCACAGACAGCUCCGAAGCCGAGGAGGCGGUAUCUACUCCUUUAAACGGUUCCAUUCCGUCCACAGCCACCAGCGAGCCGGACACUACCAAGACUGAGCCACCGCCUGUCGUGCGACGCGAGCCAAUGUCCUAUGGACAACGUCGAUUCUGGUUCUUGUCCAAGUACCUCCGAGACAGGACGACAUUCAACAUCACCUGCUUGAUCCGAAUCAGCGGAGCUCCCGCUACGGACGCCCUGGCGCGGGCUGUCCAUGCACUUGGCAACAGACAUACCGCCUUGCGGACUUGCUUCUUCGAGGGAGGGGAGGGCGAAACAUGGCAAGGCAUUCUGCCCGAAUCGACGUUGGAAUUGGAGAGGGGCUCCGUCCGAAACUACGAUGAAGCUGUGGAACAAUUCCAUCUCAUGCACGCGCACGAAUACAGCCUCGCCAUGGGUGAGAGUAUGCGCAUCAUGUUGUUGUCGGGGCCCUCUCAGUCCUACUACCUUCUUAUCGGAUACCACCACAUCAACAUGGAUGGGAUUAGUCUGCAGGUGGUUUUCAAAGACCUCGAAGCGGUCUACAACGGAAGGGCGCUGGGGCCCGAACCACUUCAAUAUCACCAAUUCUCUACCUGGCAGUACCAGCAGGUAGAGAGCAACGCCGUUCAAUCCGACAUUGAGUACUGGCGCAAUGAGCUGCGCGAUAUGCCUGAUGUUCUCCCUAUCUUAUCUGUCUCCACACGGUCGACCCGCCAGCCAAUGCUGCAAUAUGCGCAUCAUCGCGUAGACUUCAAGGUCCCACGGUCUCUCGGAGCGAAGAUCAAGCAGGUCGCACGCACACAUCGAGCGACCUCGUUCCAUUUCUAUCUGUCCGUGUUCAAGGCUUUGCUAUACCGCUUCUCAGGGAGUCACGACCUCGUCAUCGGGGUGGCCGACGGCAACAGAAACCAUCUCAGCGGCGCACCCGACAGUGUGGGCUUCUACUUGAAUCUUCUACCAGUCCGUUUGCGCGGAGAUGGUCAGGAUCGAUUCGCGCAGGCCCUAGAAGAGGCACGUACCCAAGCGCAGUCGGCCCUGGCGCAUUCCAAAGCCCCCAUCGACGUACUAUACAAUGAGCUGCAGAUCACCCGAUCAUCAUCAUACACUCCCCUAUUCCAGGCAUUGGUGAACUAUCGUCAAGGCGCGCAAGAGAGUCUGCCGUUCGGUAAUUGUCGUCUCGAAGGCGAUAAAUAUGAAAUUGGGAAAACGGGGUACGACAUUAGCUUGGAUGUGAUCGAGAACGCGCAGUCCGAGGCCACGAUCAUGUUUAUGACGCAGAAUUAUCUGUACUCGGCGGAGCAGACCGAGGUCCUAGCGGCCAGCUUCAAGCAGCUGCUGAGCGCCUUCAGCGAGGAUCCGGAAACCCGGCUGGAUGAACCGCAGCCGUACGCGGCUGAGGAUGUUGAUAAAGCUAUGGUGUUGUCACAGGGCCCGAAAUAUGCGCUACAGUGGAAAGGCACUCUGGUAGACCGCGUUGGCGAAAUGGUAGCUCGCUUCCCCCAACGACCCGCACUCGAGGAUGGUUCGCUGUCUGUGACAUACGCAGAGAUGUCUAUGCGCGUGCACGCCAUCGCCGCGCUUCUGUUGAGUCACGGUGUAGUCCCGGGUUGGAAAGUGGCUGUGUUCCAACAGCCUACCAUCGACUGGGUCUGCUGUAUGUUGGCUGUCCUCCUGAUAGGAGCGGUAUAUGUUCCGUUUGAUCCUAAGCUUUCACUCCCUCGACUCCAGCGGGUCGCCCAAAGCUGCAAGCCGGAGGCCGUUCUCUUUCACUCAGCCACCGCAAAGGAUGUCCCUGAGCUGCUAGCAGGACAGCCCGACGUGAUCACCAUCGACGUUGCCGGGGCGAAGAUGACGAACCAAACCACGGUCGCGAAUCGAUCAAAGGCAGAUUCCGCCAUGUUCAUCCUGUACACAAGUGGUUCCACAGGCCAACCCAAGGGAGUAAUCCUCCCCCAUUCGGCAUUUGCCCAUAAGAUCGAAACAUCAAGCCAGAUGUUCGCGCUCGGACCAGAGAUGGCUAUGCUUCAGCAGAGUGCGCUAACGUUCGACAUGUCCGUUGCGCAAGCAUUCAUGGCCCUAUGCAACGGAGGUCGCCUGUUUCUACUCCGAAGGGAAUACCGUGGCGACCCAGCCGCGAUCCUUGGUCGGAUUCUGGAGCAUGGACUGACCCAUUCCAUGGCAACUCCCUCGGAGUACGAAAGCUGGUUGCAACUCGCCAACUCCCUGCCCCAGCAAGCGUCCGCCCUUGCCGCGUCCAAAUGGCAAGUUCUGUUUUCGGGCGGUGAGAAAAUCAGCGACAACCUCAAGCACGAGCUCCGGACGCUGGACAAGCAGGAUUUGCAAUUACAGAACGUGUACGGACCGACGGAGGUGAGUAUAUUUUCGCACUCGUUCGAGGUCGACUACCGUUCACUUUCCAAUAAACCCGUGCCUCUGGGCCCUGUCAAUGUGAAUUACUCGGCUUUUGUAGUGGAUCGAAAUCUGAAGCCGGUGCCAGUUGGGGUGCCCGGCGAAAUCCUCAUUACCGGCCCUGGAAUUGCGCUCGGAUACCUGAACAACGAGGACUUGACCCGUGAGAAAUUCGUUCGGUUCACGCUUCCGCGAUCCAGCUCCCUGAAUGUCAGGGAAAGGGAUUUGCGAGGGUAUCGCACCGGUGACCGCGGCAGGUUGCGACCAGAUGGUAUCUUGGAUUUCGAAGGCCGGAUUGGUGGUGACACGGAGAUAAAACUCCGAGGUCUGCGCAUGGACCUGAACGAUAUCGAAUGCGCACUGCUUGAGGCGGCGCAAGGACGGCUAACGACGGUCGUCGUGACGGUUCGAGGAGACGCUGACGCCCAGUACCUCUUAGCGCAUGUGGUGUUCCAUCGCAAACAGCAACAGCAGUUGAGUUCGGAGGAGCAACGAGCGUUCGUGGAUGCUCUCACGCCGCGCUUACCUUUGCCCCAGUACAUGUGGCCAGCAGCGGUUAUUAUUGCCGACUCGUUGCCCGUCAACUCACAUGGCAAGGUAGACCGACGCGCGAUCGAGACCAUGCCCUAUCAUGUCACGCCUCCCAUCAACACCCCAGACAUUGAAUCCAGUCUCACCGAAGCAGAGGCACAUCUCCGAACGCUAUGGGAAGAGGUCCUACCCCCCGCAGUAGUCCAGCUGCAUCAAAUCGGCCCCAAGUCGGACUUCUUCCACGUGGGGGGAAACUCGAUGCUCCUGGUGAAACUCCAACGAUCCAUCACCCGAGCCUUUGGUCGGAAAAUCGUGCUGGUCGACUUAUUCGAGCGGACAACUCUAGCCAAGAUGGCCGCGUAUAUCACUGACCCCGACGCCACCGACAAAACCUGGGACAGGAUCGACUGGGCCCAAGAAAUCGCUCUCGACGCAGACCCCAUAGCAACCCAACCUUCACAACCCAAAGCACGCCGUAAUCGCCAAGGUCAAACCAUCAUCCUCACAGGCGCAACAGGCUUCCUCGGCCAAGUCCUCCUUCAACAACUCCUCGCAGACCCCACCAUAAAAAUGGUCCACUGCAUCGCCGUCCGAAACCCCUCUCGUCCGCUAGCAAGCACCCCCGCGGACUCCCUAUCGCGAGUGACCAUCCACUCAGGCGACCUCGCCCUCCCUCUAUGCGGCCUCGAUCCCGAAACCAGCGACCGCAUCUUCGCGUCAGCAGACAUAAUUAUCCACAACGGCGCGGACGUGCAUUUCCUGAAAACCUACCCGGUCAUGCACUCCGUCAACGUCGCCUCCACAAAAUGGCUAGCGCACCAGGCCCGCGCUCACCACCUAGCGCUGCACUUCAUCUCGACAGCCAGCGUGAUCCAAUUCGCGCCACCAUCAAAAACUAGCACAGGAUUCCCCGCUACCUCCGUCGCAGCCUUCCCCCCACCUACCAACGACGGCAGUGGAGGCUACGCAGCCAGUAAAUGGGUGAGCGAGAUGUAUCUCGAGCAGGCAAGUCAGCGAUGGGGCGUGGAGGUGCACAUCCACCGACCGACGGCCAUCACGGGCCCCGAAGCACCGGCGCAGGAUAUUUUUCCGAAUGUGGUGCGUUUCUCGCGGGCGAUGAGAGCUGUUCCUGUGUUAACGAGCCUUUUGGCGGGAUGGCUUGAUUUUGUGGAUGUCGAAAACGUGGCGAGGCGGAUUCUCGCGCUGGUGAGGUCUGACAGUCACGACGGAGAUGGCGACCAAGCAAAAGGAGAACUAGCAAAGUUUCAUCAUCAUGCUGGGGACGUGGUGGUGCCUGUGGAAGGGUUCAAGGAUCAUUUGGCAAAAGAGACAGGGGAGGAGAUCCGGACAUUAGGGCUAGCGGACUGGAUCCAACAGGCGGUACAGACGGGAAUGAGUCCCAUGGUCGGGGAGUAUCUUAAAUUGUUGGCGGGGCAGCAGCAACCGAUUUUCUUGCCUUUUGUUUUGCCUUCUUGA